This is a messenger RNA of Neodiprion virginianus, 1647 nucleotides long. RefSeq lists its product as uncharacterized. The record is from RefSeq and is a predicted model, not a curated record. Lineage: Eukaryota; Metazoa; Arthropoda; Insecta; Hymenoptera; Diprionidae. Bases 1 to 1647 code for a protein of 548 amino acids. The transcript has a single exon. Gene Ontology annotation, biological process: DNA replication. Gene Ontology annotation, molecular function: nucleotide binding; DNA binding; DNA-directed DNA polymerase activity.
AUGACGCCACUGAAAGACGCGACAAGACCGAAACGUUACAUCUUCAUUUUUGAUGCUUUCGAAACGCAGCAAUGCGAGACGGUAGACGGUGACGCGACGACAAACAUACAUGUGCCGAACUUGUGCGUAGCGCAACAAGUGUGUACGCAAUGUAUCCACGAUCCCGAUAUAUCGAACGGCUGUUUCGCUUGCGGGCUCGUACGUGAGUUCGUUUUCAGGAGGGAACCGGUGAAGGAGUUAGUAGACUUUGCUACUCGGUCCGUUCAGGACUUUGCCCGCAUCGUAUGCAUUGGGCACAAUACAAAAGAUUUUGACGCACAAUUCAUACUGCGACAUAUGGUUGAGCGGAUUGGAAAUCCGCCGCAGGUCAUCCUAAGCGGUAGUAAGAUCAUUAUGCUCGAAACGGGUCACACCCGAUUUCUGGAUUCCUUAGCAUAUAUGCCUAUGGCAUUAUCGGCGCUACCGAAGGCUUUUGGACUACCGACUACUUCCGUGAAAGGUGUAUUCCCCGACCUUUUCAAUACCCGUGAAAACGUGGGUUACGUGGGACCGCUCACCACAGCGAAAUUUUACUCACCGGAUACCGUGAGUAGCGAUGCGCGACCAGAGUUUUACUCAUUUUACAACGAGGCUGUAGCGAACGACCAUCUGUUCGACUUUGACGCGGAAUUGUUGUCGUACUAUCGGUCGGACGUGGAUAUUCUGCGACGUGGGUGCGUAGCAUUCAGGGACAUAUUUCUGGAGUGCGGCAGAGUGUGUCCUUUUACCGAUAGCACGACAAUUGCCUCGGCUUGUUCGGUGCUGUUCCGUAAAAAUUUUUUACAACCGGAGCGAAUAGGUAUCCUGCCACUGGGCGGCUGUCGUCUUGCCGAUGCCCAGUCUCGUAAGGCUCCGGAGUGGUUGGUCGUGAAAGAGCGCGAGUUGGGUAUUGACAUCAGGCAUGCCGGAAAUGGACGUGAGUUUCGGAUUCCGGAGACGGGUCGCAAGGUGGACGGAUACCAUGUCGCGGGCGACGGUACGCGAUACGUCUACGAGUUUUACGGUUGUUUCUGGCACGGCUGUCGUAAAUGUUUACUAAUCAACAGCGAUAGAUGUAGCGUCAACGGCGAGACGUUGGAUAGGCGUUACGAGGAAACUCGUGCAAAGAUCAGCCGUAUGCGCGAAUUGGGUUACCACGUGACGGAACAGUGGGAAUGCGUGUUUGAUCGGAGCUUGAGGGAGAACAAGGAGAUGAGGGAGUACGUGGCAACACACCCGCUGACCGCUGGCACUGCCACGAGCGAAGCUCUCCAUCCGCGUAAUGCGUUCCUCAGUAGUCGAACGGGGAACGCUUCCCGAUACUACGAGGUGAAAACAGAUGCAACGGGCGACGCGUACGAGGAAAUACGAUACGUCGAUGUUUGCUUGUUGUAUCCGUUUAUCUGUGAGAAUGGAAGGUUCCCUGUUGGAGACCCGACGGUCUACGUUGAAGAGGAGUGUGAGCUCUUGGCAGGGUCAAGCGGUUGCGACAUCACGCGAGUUGAGGGGCUCAUCAAAUGCCAAGUUUUACCGCUUCGCAAUCUUUAUCACCCUGUUUUGCCGGUGCGCAUGCAUGACAAUCUCAUGUCCUUGUGCCGCCCAUGUUGUGAGAGUUUGAACCAGGACUAG